AUAAAUAAUUUUUCUUUGAACAGGCUUCCAGAGGACCACAGUGGGUAUGACCGUUCUAGUCACUUUUAUGAAGGUAGGCGAGAUGAGGGCCUUGGGUACAAUGGCCCUGGAGUUGGCCCUCCUGGAAUACGCCGUGCAUACCCCAAUGACCGCGAUCAAGAUUUUCCAACCAGAGGUCGGUUACGGCCUUAUACACGAGGGCCAUAUGGUGGUGGGCGUCCUGAUCAGGCGGACUACCCAUGGGGAAAUAACCAGUAUCGUUAUCUUCACCAAGAUCCAUAUGUCGAGGAAAAAGUGGUGGUGCGUAGAGGGGCCGUACCACCCACCUCGGCAUCUCCACCGCCCCUCCCUCGCCCCGCCGUGUCUCGUACUUCGAGGAUUCAUACUGGAAGCGGCAGCAUAAACAAGCGGCGAGGACCUGCGAGCCGAUCUGGCUCUGAAUCCCGAUCAACCAGUAGAAGCAGCAGCAGCAGCAGCAGUAGUAGUAGUAGUAGCCAUUCAUCUUCCAGUAGCUCAAGGUCACCAUCUCCAAGACGGUUGAGUGUUGGUGGCAUAUCUAGUGGAGGGCUCCUCACUCCUGGUGGUGGGGGGCUUGGCUCACCACAAGAGGAGAAAAGACCAAUUGCCAUCUGUGUGAGGAAUCUCCCACCUUGGUCUACGGAAACAUCAUUACGGGAAGGAUUAUUCCAUGACUACAAGAAACAUGGAAAGGUAAUGGCUGUACGCUUGCUGGGCUCUGGCAAUGAUCGCUUUGCUGUUGUCUGCUUUAAGAAACCAGAAGAUGCUGAGAAGGCUCUAGAUGCCUCACGAGAGAAACUUUUUUUCGGUGUCAAAAUCCAGGUGGCGCCACAUGAAGGAGUGGAAUUAGACGAGAGUGAAUGUAGAGCAUAUGAUGUUGAAGUGGACGAGUACCAUCCAAGAGCAACCCGCACCCUUUUCAUUGGCAACUUGGAAAAGGAUGUAACAAUAGAAGAUCUCAAGAAACAUUUUGAGCAGUUUGGUGACAUCAUAGAGAUUGAUAUCAAGAAGCAAAAUGUAUCAACUUUCGCCUUCUGCCAGUACUCGGACAUCCGAUCAGUGGUACGAGCAAUGAGACAGAUGGACGGAGAGCAUCUGGGGACCAACCGAAUUAAGCUCGGCUUUGGCAAAUCCAUGCCAACUCGUUGUGUCUGGAUUGAUGGUGUCCCGGAAACAAUGGCAGAAAAGCAGCUAUAUGAACAGUUUUCUCGUUUUGGGCCAGUCAUUCAUACCAUCAUUGACAGAGAAAAAGGACAUGCUCUCAUCUUUUAUGAAAUCGAAAAAUAUGCAUCUAGUGCAGUUAUGGAGAUGCGUGGACGGAUGCUAAAUGGCAGAAAGAUUCAAAUUGACUUCGCUUCUCGAGAGUGCCAAGCUGCAUUUUUUGAACAUCUCUCCAAACAAGGCCAUCCAAUACCAGCAGACAGACCGUGGGAACGACGAGAAUUGGAAAAAGAGCCCGGGCGUUAUGAAGGCACGACUAAUAGGUACAGUCGUUACGAGCGUACAAGGAGAGAAGGCGCCCCAUUUCCUGCCAGACCUGCAGCCAACAAUCGAACGACUGCUUACAAUGCGACAGGCACCCGGUCACGAGGGCGAUAUGACAACUAUGAUGAAUUUCCCCCAGUGCGGAGUUAUGACGAAUUUAGUCAAGGAAGUGGGGCAUCUUAUGAAGACUCAUAUGAGCGGGAGCUUCGUGAGUAUGCUGGAAGUCAGAGAUAUGGUGAGGGUGUUGGUAUUGGCACUGGAGGUGGUAGUAACGCUGUAGCUGGAGGUAACCGACGGCAUAGUUUUAGUCCUGCACGUCGACGAGAUGACCCAUCGCCAGGUUCACAGCGUGCACAUUCGAGAGAUCGAAGUAGCCUGAGUCCUCCGGCUCGUGUUCCGUAUGAGGAUGGAGAGUCUGGUAGUCGUCGUACUGCCAGACGUUCCACCAGUGAUCAUGAUAGUUUCCAUAGUCAAUCCCCCCCUGGAUCUCGCGCUGCCUCUCCUCCACCACCGCCACCACGUCCCUCAAAAGGUACUUCAGGAGUUUCUUCUCGUUUAGCUCCCAGAUCACCAGGGACACCUAUAGCUGCAUCACCAUCACGAGAGGUAACACUCCUUGAUGACCGUUCUCUUCCAGACCCUCGUGAUUACAGAAGACGUACAAAUGACCUUAAAGAUCUUGUUGUUCGUGUUAGUGAUGUGCGUCGACAACCCCCAGCACCACCAGAAUCGCCCCACAGGACAGGCACCCAUCGACUACAUCGUUCAUCUCAUACAGAGGAUGGAGAAGAUGUAGUAAGCAGUAGUAGUGGAGGUGCAGGUGGACCUCAGGAUCCUAGACUUUUACACCGUCGAGGUACUGAUGACCCACCUUCUUCCGGUGAUGAGCGACCUCCUGAUCCUGAACGACCUCCAAAGAAACCACGCUAUAAUGAAAUCAGUUACGAAAAGAUAGUUAGUGUUAAGCGAUUGGCUGAUAGUAGUGAUUCAGUACCAAAUUUCCGACGACCACAUGAUGCACGUAGAGAAAACAGAUUAAUACGGCGCAGUGGAGAGACAUUGCCACCACCACCACGCCAUACUGAAGAAGUUCUUCAUGAUCCACGCUAUCGCAGACCUUCUAUAUCAGAGUCUGAUGAUGUUCAUUGGCGACGAGAUGCUGUUCAUGUUUCAUCAUCAUGUGAUGCUGCUGCAGAUCAUAGUGAUACCAGUCCUCCUGGUACCCCUGUCCGUGAUGAGAGGGAUGACUCCUUAGACCCUGUACGUCAUACAUUACACCACCACCACCACCACCAUCACAAUCACCAUCACCACCACCACAGAGAUCGCUACCAUAGUGUUCCACUUUCUCUACCAUUACCUAGAUUUGCACAGCAAGUGCGUGCUCAUUUAUCACCACGGGCAGCAUCAACGUCUCCUAAGGGUGCUAGUCUGCUGCGAUCUCCUCCUUUCAGUGGAGGAGUAAAUGUUGGUGUGCGAGGAGAUUCAAGAGAAGUGAGUGGAGCUGUGGUAGAUACCCCACUAUCUCCUGGUCCACGUGACAGUCCUUCUGACUCUGAAGAAUCACCUCUGCCUUCACCAUGUAGCCCUUCUAUUGAUCUAGAACAGAGAAUACGUGCCCUAGAUGAAAAAUAUGAAAAGUGGUCAGGUUCAUCAAGGGUGGUGGGAAAUAACUUAACAUCAAAUGCAAAUGAAGUAGUGAAUGAUAGUGGAAGUAGUUCAGGAGGUAGUGGAAGUAAAAAUGCACGUCUACCACGGAUACUUGAUCUUGAAGAAUUGCGGUCACAGCCGUCCGAUAUUGUUAAAUCCCUUCUUUCAAAGAGAUCUGUCUUUGAUGAGGAUAGCAAAAGACUAGAAAAUGUUGGUGAUAAAUAUGAGCCUAAGCCAUUCACUUCAGCAUCACGUACUAGCAAAGCUGGAUGUCUUAUACCAAGCCCACCAUUGGUAAACGUGCACGUGCCACGCCUUCCUGCUACCCCACCUGAUGUGCCCUCUGCUACACCUAUCAGUAGUCUACCCGGUGUUAGACUAUCCAGUCAUCAAGUGCAGCAACAGCAACCCAUCACUUCGAGUCCUUCACAAGUUCCUAGGGUGUUUGUUUCUGUCCCGCAGGUCAGUAAGUCUCAGGGAUUGUCACCGCUGCAUAGACCUGCGGUUUCCCAGGCAGUACGCCCACCUGCCUCCAGCCCUGGCUUUAGUCCCGGUGUCAGUCCUGGUGUAAGUCCUGCCCAUCCGCCACACAUGUCUCCGAUAACACCCGUAAGCCCUGCACCGCCAAUCACCACCACCUCUUCCAUUGCUACCGCCACCAAUACUACCUCAGCUGCCACACCACUUAGACGUACCCCCUUGCAACCCCGUGUAGUGCGUCUUGACAUGCCAGUUAUCACAGGAGAUAUGGGAGAAGCGUCGUUUGGAGGGUCAUCAAGUGGAGUGGUGACAGUUGUUGCAGAUACUCGUGUUACAGGUGUGGUGUCGGUAACACAGUCAGUAUCAAGCAGCAAGUCGGUGCUGACCACUACCACCAGCCUCCUGCAGCCACUGUCCAGCCUUGCUGCACGGCCCACUGCAGGAGAACCCGCACCACAUAAUGUACCUGAAAGGAGUGGCAGUUAUGCUCUCCCAUUAUUAGUAAAAGAAGAGCCUCAUUUGGAAGAGGCAGAGGACCCUGUUCUUCAAAGAAUAAAUAGUGAUGAACUCAUAUUAGAUGAUACUAAGACUAAAGAGUUUGUGAGUGAAGUUAAUGAGUGUAAAGAGAUGGUGAUGACUGUUGCUGCAGAACAUAUUAAUUCCCAUAUGAAAGCAGAAUCUGUUAAAAUAGAGGCUAUUAAGGCAGAAAAUAUUAAAGUUGACCCUUUUAAAUUAGAAAAUAUGAAGGCUGAAAUGAUUAAAGUGGAGAAUAUCAAAGUAGAAACAGUGAAAAGUGAAGGAAAUAACAAGGAAGCAACCAAUAACCAUAAACGAAGACACAGCAGUGUUGACAGUGACCCUCGAUGUAAACUCGAUGGUAAAACCUUGGAACCUGACUCUAAACGAAUGAAGUUUGAUGGUGAAGAAGAAAAGAUUUUGCGUGAGAAAGUGAGCAAAGAGCGACGUGAUUCACGUGACACUAGAGAGAAUAAAAAGAGCGAGCGCGAAAAGAAAAGUAGAUGUGGGCGAAGAGAUGAUUUAAGAGAUAGCCACGAUGAAAAGAUCAAUCACAGAACUUUGGAUGUGUUGGAAACCAAGCAAAAAAGAAAAGCUAAUGAACAUAAAGUGGAAGAUAAAAAAGAAGAGUGCCAUAAAAGGGAUGAAAAAAGAGAAAGAAGAAAAGAUAAAUCUGAAGAAAAGCUUCAUGAUGUCAAAUGUGAAGUGCGAACUGUGGACAAAGUUUGUGAGAGGAAAAGUGAGGAUAGGAAAGAAGAAAGGAAAGAUGAUAAAAAGGAAGACAAAAAAGAAGAACGUAAGGAAGACCGGAAAGAAGACAAACAUGAAGAGAGGAAAGAUGAGCGAAGGGAAGAGAGGAAAGACGAGCGAAGGGAGGAGAGGAAAGAAGAAAGACGGGAGGAGAGGAAAGAAGAAAGACGGGAGGAGAGGAAAGAAGAAAGACGGGAGGAGAGGAAAGAAGAAAGACGGGAAGAGAGGAAAGAUGAAAGACGGGAGGAGAGGAAAGAUGAAAGACGGGAGGAGAGGAAAGAUGAAAGACGGGAGGAGAGGAAAGAUGAAAGACGGGAGGAGAGGAAAGAUGAAAGACGAGAGGAGAGGAAAGAAGAAAGACGGGAGGAGAGGAAAGAUGAAAGACGGGAGGAGAGGAAAGAAGAAAGACGAGAGGAGAGGAAAGAAGAAAGACGAGAGGAGAGGAAAGAAGAAAGACGAGAUGGCUUGCGUGAGGAGAAGGUUAAAAGUGAAGGAGAAAAACGAAGACACAGUGAGGACAAGAGAGCUGAACUUAGGGACCAGAAGCACAAAGAUAAAAGGGAAAAAUCCAAAGAUAAAGAAAAACUUAAAGGCUCCUCAACAUCUUCUAGGCAUGAUAAAGAGGCAGAAAAGGAGAGGAUUAGAGAGAGAGAGCGGGAAAAAGACAAGGAAAGAGAAAAGGAACAUGAGAAAGUAGAGGAGAAAGAAAAGGAGAGAGACAAGAAUAUGGAAAAAGAAUGGGAAAAGGGAAAGGAAAAGUCUAUAGAAAAGGCUCUUGAUAGAGAGAAAGCUCUUGAAAAAGAAAGGGAGAAAGCCCCUGAAAAGGAAAGGGAAAAAGCCUUUGAAAGGGAGAAAGCUCUUGAAAAAGAAAGGGAAAAAGCUUUUGAAAGAGAGAGGGAAAAGGCCCUUGAGAGGGAAAAGGCCCUUGAGAGGGAAAAGGCCCUUGAGAGGGAAAAGGCCCUUGAGAGGGAGAAGGCCCUUGAGAGGGAGAAGGCCCUUGAGAGGGAGAAGGCCCUUGAGAGGGAGAAGGCCCUUGAGAGGGAGAAGGCCCUGGAGAGGGAGAAGGCCCUGGAGAGGGAGAAGGCCCUGGAGAGGGAGAAGGCCCUGGAGAGGGAGAAGGCUCUGGAGAGGGAGAAGGCUCUGGAGAGGGAGAAGGCUCUGGAGAGGGAGAAGGCCCUGGAGAGGGAGAAGGCUCUUGAGAGGGAGAAGGCCCUGGAGAGGGAGAAGGCUCUGGAGAGGGAGAAGGCUCUGGAGAGGGAGAAGGCCCUGGAGAGGGAGAAGGCCUUGGAGAAGGAAAGAAAAAAGGCUAAUGAAAAGGAGAGGGAUAAGACAAUUGAGAAGGUUUCAGAGAAGGAGAGAGAGAAAACGGCAGAGAGAGAGAGAGAAAGAGAACGUGAAAAAGACAAAGAAAAGCUCAGAGUUAAUGACAGAACACGUGAGCGAGACAAAGAAAGAAUAGGUAGAAUUAAUCACCGUGAUAAUAAUGAAAGGAUAGACAACAGGCGGGAUGGGCGCCAUAACAAUGAUCGUUAUAAUGACAAACGAAGAGAUUCUAGACAUGAAAAUACUAUCAAACAUCACCACAGAUUGUAUGAAAUGCCUGAUGGUAAUGAUACUACUAAGAACAAGCUUCGUAAAACUCGCUUGCUCGAAACUGACGAAGAUGAAAUUGCAGAAUUAAGUAAAAUGUCGUGCAUUCAUUACUCCAGCAGUGAGGACACUAUAACACCUAAUGAUCCCUGUAUGCAUCAUGCAGAAGAUUCCAUCCAUCGGAUGGAUAAAUCUGACGUACGUGGAGACUCUGAAGAAAGGAGAGGAGAUCGGUUGCGUGAUGGUCGUCGAAGAAAACACGAUUCUGGUAAAAGUGAUAAGAGCGACGGAGAAGCACGAUUAAAAGUUGCAUCCUGUAGAGGUAAGACAAAUCCUCUUCAACCGGCACGAGUAAAAGGUCGUACAGAGUCUCUUGAUCCUCAGUUACUUGCAACUGAUGUAGCAACAUCAGAAGAUGAAAUGAUCAGGGCUAAGGUGACAACAAUUGCCAGGCGUAAUAGCACAAGCAGUAAACCACACCAGCAACAAGGACGAAUUGGAAUGAGUGCAGGCCAGAAGAGUAAACAUGGUAACAAAACAAAGUCAAUAUUUGAUCCAGAAAGUGAUUCUUGUGACAGUUUGACAGCUUCUGGGGCAGAGGCAGAAGAUGGGGAAGAGGAAGAAGUGCCUAAAAAGCACUCCAUAUUUGACAUUCCAGCUGAUGACGGUAAAUACGACAUGUAUGAUAAGGUGAAAGCAAGAAGACUAAAACGUCAACAAAAGCAGGAAGAGGAGAGAAGACAACAAGAAUUAAAACAAUUACAGAUACAAAAGUAUCGUCAGCACCAGCGAGCUAAAAAGGAAAAGAAAGCAAUACCACCUGUUCAUUCAGAUAUCUCAGAUUCCGAAGAUGAAGGGGAUGGUAACAGUCGAGGGCAAAAGCGUGGACAUAAUCGACACACUAGUUCAGAUGAUGAUGCUCUGCGUAAGCGUCGCCCUAUGCAUCUCUCAUCAGAUGAAACUGAUGAUGAUGUCUGUUUAAGGCAGGAUAAGAAAAAAGUUGCACCAAUACCUAUUGGUAAAAAGGAAGCAAAAAAUAAAAAUAAAAAUUUGAUUGUAUCUGAUGUCACCACCGAUGAAGAAGUUAUAAAUUCACCAAGAUUUCUUACUAGUAUCAUACAGAAUAGUAUACCUGAUGUUACAGAACCUACAAAUAUUGUUAGAGGACAUGGAGAUCAUCUUUUUAUUGACUCUGAUACUGAAAGUGAUGCAAAUUGUAAAAGAGCAAGCAAGACAUUGCGACAACUUGAAUCUGAAAGUGAGGUGUCGGAUGUUUCAUCAUACACGAAGCCACCCAAACCAGCUGCUAGAGUAAAGGUACGCGAUAAAGAACGUAAACCUGCUCGCAUUAGAGAGAAGCCCAAAAAAGGUAAUACCAUUAGUAAAGAAAUAAUUACAACCUCAGAAGAGAGCGAUGCAAUUGCUCCUUUGGAAGACUCCCGUUCUGUUCGCCCAAAAGUGAAAGCUGAAUUAUGUGAAGUACGACAAGAAAAGCCAGUUUUACAGCCACAGAGGGAAAGAAAACGAACUGGCGAAAGUGGAAUAACUAGAGAUAAGAUAUCUUCAAAGAAAGAUGAUAGAAUGGAGAUAAUAUUUGGUCAUAUAUCGGAUGACUCAGAUCCAACUCCUAAUUUGCCUUGUAUCUGUCCUGCCUCUGCAACUUCAAAAAGAAAGGGAUCUGCUUCUUCAGGAACCUCUAUAGCCCCACCACCAUUAUCUCCUGCACCGACAAGACUUACUGUGUGUGAAGUUUAUGACACUGACUCUGAUGAUACACAUGGGCCUCCUGCACCAAAUUCAUCAAGACUUAGUCAUAUCCGAACUAAACAAGCUUCUCAAGAUACCUCAUGGUUAGAAUUAAAAAGUGAAACUAAAGUGGAAACAAAGAUUAAACCCGAGAGUAGAGUAGACGAGCGACGAAGUUUGAAAAAAGAAAAAUUCCGCCGUGAACCAUUUCCACUGUCUGAGGAUGUUAAAGUGAUUUGUGAUUUAGAGAAAAAGAGUAAUAGUGGCAUUAAUAGUAACAAUGUACCUAGUGCUAGUAUCAGUGCUGACAAUAAUAAAGAUCAAGAACUAUCACUGACAGAUGUCCUGCAUUCAACAGAAGCAGAGAAAGAUGAUCAUGAGUAUUUGAAUACCGAACCCAGAGUUACCAUGGAUACCUUUCAUGUCACUGAUGAGGAUCCAGGUGAGCAACGUGACUCACGUAAGGAUAAGAAGAAAAAGAAAAGGCAAAAACGGGAGAAAGAUGGAAGCCGUGGCCGGCGUCGCCGUCAUCAUCCUGGUGAUGAUCAUAUUUCUGAGCAUCAAAAUGACAGUCAUGUUAUUGACUCUUCAUCAGUGUUGCACAUAGAUACCCUUUCUCCAAACAAUCCUCAUGAAUUGCCUUCACCAUGUCAUCUUAGCCCUCAGGACAAAAUAACUGAAGCUCAUGAAGCACCAACACCUGUCAGUUCACAUAGUCCACAAAUAAUGACUCAAUCUUCGGAAUCAGUAUGCAACUCAACAGAUACCUGCAUUCCUUGUAGCCCUCUUGAGCCACCUCCACAACAAAGUCUACCUGCGUGGAGCUUAUCUCGUGACUCGAGGGAAUCUGUCGAGUCCAGGGAGGGUAGUGAAUCAUCUGAAAUGAAAGAGGCCCGAAGUCCACACCCACUAACCACGCUUCCUCCAGAUGCAGCAGAGUCAGCAGUCCAGUCUCUCUCAUCGCAUGUGCCAUCAUCAUCACCCUCCACGACACAUGAACCAAUAUUUGAGGAUAUAACUGAAGCAUCAAAUCUUAGUGGUCCAGACACCUCUGUUGAUCCCAAUGCUACUUCUAGUGGAAGUGGCUCAGGAAAGGCAUCUAGAGCUGUAAUUUCUCAAGAAGAAACUCUGAAUGCUGUUGCUGGACUUCUGGCAUGUUAUGAUGAAUACAGUGAUGCUGCUGCUACUGCUGUACAACCAAAUGUUGAGGAGACACUACUUCCUCCUGAAGCUUCUGUAGCUGCUGAGGAUGCUUUUGAAGAAGCUCAAAAAGCUGCUCAAAUGUUACAGUGUGAGAUGCCAGGAGAGAGAGAUGAUGCUUGGCAACAGCAACCACCUCAUAAUCCCCCAUCUACUCCUGUCAAAGUUGCAGAAGAGCCAGAAUCACAACCAGUGGUACCACGAGAGGAGGAGGAGGAUGAGGAGGAGGAGGAAGAGCAGCAGCAGCAAGAGCAGCAGGAACCAGAGGCAGAAGGUAGAAGAUUUUCUCAAGUAUCACCUGAUAGUCCAGCAUCUAUACAGUCAGAGCCAGAAUUACAAAUUGAUGAAGACCAACCUGACCCUACUGAUGAUCUGGAUUCAUCCACAGUAACUCAUGAAGAGGAAAGAGCACAUCGCCACACACAUGAAGAAAGUGAUGUUUCGGCUAAUAGUUCAUCAUGGUCGAGUACGACUGAAAAAUCAGGAAGGCCUACAAUAGAAUCCUUAUCAACACGAUCCAAAGCAGAUGAUGCUCGUAAUGAUAAACUUGUUCAUAAAUCAGAUGAGACAGAAAAGACAGAGCUUAAACAGAAACCAAAAUCAGAAAGGCCUACUCAACCAAUACCAAGUCCACCUUCCAAAACUUCCCUGGAAAAAGUUAGCCAGCCAGCUGUGACUUUAUCUGAAAUUUGUGUUGAGAGAUCACAAGCGUCUGUAACUUCAAGCAAUGUUACAGCCUCUGCAAAGUGUACUGUAUCUUCCGUAAAAACUCCCAUGUUGCCAUCACCUCUUCCUUUGAAGCCAAGAAUGGCUCCUUUGAAGCAAACAUCUAUAAAAUGUUCACCAACUCGAGUAAAAUCCACAUCUGUUGUAGAGAAGCCUAUAACACUGCCACAGGAGGCAGUUGCCUUGAUUCCUUUGAAGUCUGAUGCCAUGCCUGCAAAAGUUUCAUGCCCUGAAAAACGUUCUUGUAUAUCAGCAACUUCACCAACACAUUCGUUAGAAGUUAAUGCAAAACAUAAAACAGAUAGAGUAAAUACAACAGUUUCAUCUUUAACUUCUCUGACGGUUCAGUCCUGUCCAGUAGAUGGCGCUUUAAAGUCAAAGUUGAAUUGUCAGAUUGAAACUAAAGGAAAUAUUCAAACUACAGUUUCUUCUCUAACAGUAUCAAAUUCUGCUUCUGUAAAAUCUGUCUGUGCUCCACUGAAUUCUUCAGUGUCUUCAGUUUCUGCUGCAGCAACAUCAGUAUCCACUGUUGUCCCUAAACAAGUGUCCCCUUCAGUAUCCUCCCCCGUUUCAGUGACUAGUCCAUCUUCAGUGUCCACCAUGGCAGCAGUUACAUCAUCUUUAUCUACUUCAAUGCCUGUGUACACUACAGCUUCCAUUCCAUCCCCCAUUUCUACAUCUGUUGCAUCUUCCACUUGCAAUUCCAGUCUGACUACCACAUCGAUACAUACCACUGCUCCUGUUCUAACCACUACGUCAGUUCAGAAAACCACUUCAUUAAUACCUACACCUGUACGAGUGUCCACUUCAGUACCUUGUACCACCUCGCUCCUCACUUCUAAUGUAUUAUCUACUUCCACCUCAGCUCCCACUCUCACCUCAGCGUCCACUCUCUCCUCGGCUCCCACUCUCACCUCGGCUCCCACUCUCGCCUCAGCUCCCACUUCGACCCCCACUCCCACUUCGACCCCCACUCCCACUUCGACCCCCACUCCCACUUCGACCCCCAUUCCCACUUCGGCCCCCACUCUCACUUCAGCCCCCACUCUCACUUCGGCCCCCACUCUCACUUCGGCCCCCACUCUCACUUCGGCCCCCACUCUCACUUCGGCCCCCACUCUCACUUCGGCCCCCACUCUCACUUCGGCCCCCACUCUCACUUCGGCCCCCACUCUCACUUCGGCCCCCACUCUCACUUCGGCCCCCACUCUCACUUCGGCCCCCACUCUCACUUCGGCCCCCACUCUCACUUCGGCCCCCACUCCCACUUCGGGCCCCACUCCCACUUCGGCCCCCACUCCCACUUCGGCCCCCACUCCCACUUCGGCCCCCACUCUCACCUCUGCCCCCACUCGCGCCUCAGCCCCCACUCUCUCCUCGGCACCCACUCUCUCCUCGGCACCCACUCUCUCCUCGGCACCCACUCUCUCCUCGGCACCCACUCACUCCUCGGCACCCACUCUCUCCUCGGCACCCACUCUCUCCUCGGCACCCACUCUCUCCUCGGCACCCACUCUCUCCUCGGCACCCACUCUCUCCUCGGCACCCACUCUCUCCUCGGCACCCACUCUCUCCUCGGCACCCACUCUCUCCUCGGCACCCACUCUCUCCUCGGCACCCACUCUCUCCUCGGCACCCACUCUCUCCUCGGCACCCACUCUCUCCUCGGCACCCACUCUCUCCUCGGCCCCCACUCUCUCCUCGGCCCCCACUCUCUCCUCGGCCCCCACUCUCUCCUCGGCCCCCACUCUCUCCUCGGCCCCCACUCUCUCCUCGGCCCCCACUCUCUCCUCGGCCCCCACUCUCACCUCGGCCCCCACUCUCACCUCGGCCCCCACUCUCACCUCGGCCCCCACUCUCACCUCGGCGCCCACUCGCACCUCGGCGCCCACUCGCUCCUCAGCGCCCACUCGCUCCUCAGCGCCCACUCUCUCCUCAGCACCCAGUUUCUCCUUGGCCCCCACUUGCUCCUCGGCACCCACUCGCUCCACGGCACCCACUCGAACCUCAGCACCCACUCUUACUUCAACUACUAAUGUAUUGUCUACUCCGACAACAAUACCCAGACUCGCUUCAUCUGCUAAUGUAUUGUUAACUCCGACAGCAAUACCUAGACUCGCUCCAACUACUAAUGUAUUGUCAACUCCGAUAACAAUACCCAGACUCGCUUCAACUGCUAAUGUGUUGUCAACUCCGACAAAAAUACCCAAGCUCACUUCAACUGCUACUGUCUUGUCAACUCCCACAACAAUACCCAGACUCGCUUUAGCUGCUAAUGUAUUGUCAACUCCGACAACAAUACUACCCACUUCCAUUUCUACUUGCACUCGCACUUUCCCUUCGACUAUUAAUAUUUUACCAAUUUCCUCUUCAACUUCCACUCUCACGUCAGCACCUACUCUCACUUCAGCAACUACUCUCACUUCAGCAACUACUCUCACUUCAGCAACUACUCUCACUUCAGCAACUACUCUCACUUCAGCAACUACUCUCACUUCAGCAACUACUCUCACUUCAGCAACUACUCUCACUUCAGCGCCUACUCUCACUUCAGCGCCUACUCUCACUUCAGCGCCUACUCUCACUUCAGCGCCUACUCUCACUUCAGCGCCUACUCUCACUUCAGCGCCUACUCUCACUUCAGCGCCUACUCUCACUUCAGCGCCUACUCUCACUUCAGCGCCUACUCUCACUUCAGCGCCUACUCUCACUUCAUCGCCUACUCUCACUUCAUCGCCUACUCUCACUUCAGCGCCUACUCUCACUUCAUCUCCUAUUCUCACUUCAGCACCUACUCUCACUUCAGCACCUACUCUCACUUCAGCACCUACUCUCACUUCAGCACCUACUCUCACUUCAGCACCUACUCUCACUUCAGCAGCUCCUCUCACUUCAGCAGCUCCUCUCACUUCAGCAGCUCCUCUCACUUCAGCACCUGCUCGCACUUCAGCACCUGCUCGCACUUCAGCACCUGCUCGCACUUCAGCACCUGCUCGCACUUCAGCACCUGCUCUCCCUUCAGCACCUGCUCUCACUUCAGCACCUGCUCUCACUUCAGCGCCUGCUCUCACUUCAGCGCCUACUCUCACUUCAGCACCUUCUCGCACUUUAGCGCCUACUCUCACUUCAGCGCCUACUCUCACUUCAGCGCCUGCGCGCACUUCAGCGCCUGCUCUCACUUCAGCGCCUGUUCUCACUUCAGCGCCUGUUCUCACUUCAGCGCUUACUCUCACUUCGGCGCCUGCUCUCACUUCGGCGCCUGCUCUCACUUCAGCGCCUGCUCUCACUUCAGCGCCUACUCUCACUUCAGCGCCUGCUCUCACUUCAGCGCCUACUCUCACUUCAGCACCUACUCUCACUUCAGCGCCUGCUCUCACUUCAGCACCUACUCCCACUUCAGCGCCUACUCUCACUACAUCUACUAAUGCUCUAUCAACUUUAACCUCAGUAUCCUCUUUCACUUCAGCUUCUAAUUUAUUAUCAACUUCCACUUCAACUUCCAUUUGCACUUUAGCACCAACUCUCAUUUCAAAUGCUAAUGUAUUAUCAUUGUCCACAUCAGCCAUGGUAUCCACUUUACCUUCAGCUACUAAGACAUCCCAAGCACCUCUUGUUUUGUCAACAUCAUUACCCGUAUCUGUACCAGAUAAGUCUACAUUUAUCCCCAAAACCUCUUCCCUCUCUGUUUCUACCUUGGUACCUGUUCCUAUUACUGCACCUGUUCCUUCUUCAGUGCCCAUUCCAGCAACAGAACCAAAAACUGCUACAGAACCAAUAGAAAUUAUUGACACUAAACUUAACUUAAGUAAAACAAUAAAAGAAGAAUGCUCACCUAAUGUUAAUAAGGGCAUGAAGCCUUUCAUUCAUGAAUCAGUAACAGCUGAUAUUCAUAAAGCUGUUGACAUAAAAUGCAAUAUAGAUUCACAGAUAUGUCCAGAUGUGAAAGUAAAGGAAGAGACUAGAUUACCAUCUGAGGAUAGUUCAUGUGUGGAGUGCAAACAAGGACUUGAGGGCAAGGUUCCUAACAAUACAGUACAUACAUGUGAAGCAGUUAAAGUUGAUGGUGUUAGUAACCCUAUGACAGUGGAGCAUGUAUUAGCUAAUCUUCAAACAAUUGUCAGCGAGACUGCCACUCAACCCGAUUUGGAGAGAGCUUCUCAACCAAAUGCAGAGGAGUCGUCUUUAUGUAUGAACCAGAAGACAAGUUCUGAAGUAAUAUCUUCAAAACCAUGUUUGCUCUCUCGUCCUUUGGAUGACUUGGCAAAGCUAGAGCAAGUAUGUUCAGAGAUACAAAAUCAGAAUGAAAAUAUUUCAUUGGAAGAAAAGAAUGCAAAACAAAACAUUGAUUGUCUGUCUGAAAACAUUCCCCAAAAUGAUUCAAAAAUAGAAGAAUGCGCUCUCAUAACAUCUCGAGGUAGAGGGCGAGGACGUGGCCGACGAGGUGGAAGACGGCCCCCUGAGGCUGUAGAAGAAACCUCUGACUCUGUGCAACCUUUAACCAGAUCUGGUGCCACAACUAGAGGAAAGGGUCGAGGCAGAGGGCGCCAGACUCGUAAUAAUGAAAUCCAAAAGGAUGUACUUCAGACAGAUAUAUCUGUAAUUCCAACUGUAGACAAAACUUUGCCUGAACCCAGACGAAGCAGUCGAACAAAACGUGCUCGGCGACAUCCAGAUAUGGUGGAUCAUGAGGAAACAAGUGGUCGUCGGCGCCGUGGCCGUGGUGGUCGUACAAAUCAGGCCGAAGAAAGUCGCCCGUUACCAACACCAAUUGCUUCAGAUGUUUAUGAUUUCCAUGAGUCUGAAGAUGAAGAUAUUAAUUUAGGGUUAGCUAAAACUAAAAUAAAAAAGGACUCGACUAGAACAGUUGCAGGCCGAAGUCCAAUUAAACCCGAAUUGGAAGAAACUCGCCGAGUGGAUACUACUGAUGAUCGUCCUAUAGCACCAAUUACACGACGAUCAGGUCGGCUUCGUGAUAAGGUACCCGAGGAUGAAUUGCAAGGUUUAGGUGUAAUCGAUGAAGGCAGUAAUAGUGAACCAAUUAUUGUGUUGGAUAGUACAGAUCCUUUACUUAUUACUGCUACAACAACAACUUUACCUGGUACAUUGCCUACAGCUAUUGUGUCCACACUUCAGCCUGUGUCUAUUCGAGGUCGAGGUCGUGGUAAACAACGUGAUGUUGACGUUAAACGUGAUAUUGAUGCCGAGGAGGAAGCAUCAAUACGCAAGAGCCCACGUGGCCGUCCACGCUCGUUCGAUUCACAGUUAGAUGUUGACAAACCCUUUCUGGGCAUUACCCAAUCCAUAUCCCCAAUCACAACAACAACUGUAUCAAGUGUUUCCACCAUAGUCACAAGUGCAGUUACAACCAGUACAACUCCAUUGGUGGUGUCAUGCGUUGAGGAACGGAAGUCUGAAGCAGAACUGGUAGAUCCAGUAACUGGUGUUGUUACUCGAGUGAAGGUCUGUGAAGAAGGUCAGUAUGUCACUGAUAGUGGUGAAACCACUGUAAUUCCUCCCACACUACAUUCUUUAACUACUGCAGAACACCUAUCUAAGCAGCAGAUUGUUCCUGUAUCAGUUUGCACUGGUAGCAAAACUAUUUCUAGUGCAAGUUCUGUAAUAAACAGCAGCAGUAUUGCUGAUGUCACUCAUACAGCAACUCUUACCAACAGAUGUCGAGCAGGUGUGACUUUAGCCGUUACUAAGACCAGUAGUAUUAGUGUUCCAUUGAUGAAUGUGGGUCGUGUAGGAGAGGUGAGCGUGGAACUAGUCCCCAGAGUUCGCCCUCCUGUCUCAGUCCCCGCACAGAUUUCAGCAAGUAUUCCUACUAUUGUACCUACCAUAUCUACUGCCAUACCACCUUCCUUACCAUGUACUCUGACUCCUACUCAAGCGCCGCCAGUUCGUAGUGCUGUACCUGCCGUUGUCACGUUAGGGGGAGCACCACGACCUGCUAUAACUGCACCAGUUUUCAUCACCAAACAAAAACCGGUACAGCUGCAGAAUCAGCAGCAACAUACACAGAUUCAACAACCACUUCAGCAGCAGCAACAGCUGCAACAGCAACAGCAGCUGCAACAGCAACAGCAGCUGCAACAGCAGCAGCAGCAGAUACAGCAGCAGCAGAUGCAGCAGCAGAUGCAGCAGCAGCAGCAGAUGCAGCAGCAGCAGAUGCAGCAGCAGCAGCAGAUACAGCAGCAGCAGCAGCUACAACAGCAGCAGCAGCUACAGCAGCAACAGCAGCUACAGCAGCAGCAGCAGCAGCAGCAGCAGCAGCAGAUGCCCCAGCAACAGUUACAACAAAAGCAGGUGCAACAACACCAAGUACAGCAACAAGCACAGCAAGCUCAGCAACCACCACAAUCAAAGAUUAAGACAUUGGGAGUGGCGUCGUCACCUGCAGCCAUACCUGCAGGAAAUCAUGUGCGCAAGUUGAGUGUGACGGUGCCAAGUUCUGCAUACUACCCACCCAAAUCAUUAGUCUCCACCACUGGAGUGAGUUUGAAUCAGCCAGUUUGUCGUUCAGCUGUGGUGCCUAAAACAAAUGCAUCCACUAACCAGCCACAACCUUCUGACCUUGUGAUGGAAGGGCGCCCACUUCCUGGUGCUCCUGCAGUUCCCUACGAGCCCACUCAUUCCAGAGUUGCUCCUGCAGCUGCCGUCGAGGAUAAUGCAGGCCAUCAUAGAGUCUUUAUGGAUGAGCAAAGGACAGCUCAUGGGGAGUUUAUUGGAAUGAACAUGCAUCCACGUUACCCUAACCCACGUUUCUUGGAACCGCCUCGUGUAGAAGUUGCCAGGUUGCCUGGUUCUUCACCUUCGACACCUUCACCAGCUGGGCGGUCACUGGAGCCUGAGCCACAUCCUCCUACCCAUCAUUCAACUAUUCCAGGAUAUGAUAUGCAUGCUGCUGCUGCUGGUGCUGCUGCUGCCCACAGUCACAGUGCGGCUGUCCCCAUGCCUGCCUCCUCUGUCUCAGGUGCCCCCAAGGCUGGCCUGGCUCACUACUACCAUGCAGGGGAUGUAGGAGAGUACCAGCACCAGCCUGUGGCUCUCCACCAUCCCCACCACCCAUCCCAGAUCAAUACCAGUGGUGGUGGUGGUGGGGCUGGUAGCAGCAGCAGUAGUGGUGGUGGUGGUGGUAGUGGUGGUGGUACUGGUGUUGGUGGUGGAGAACGCUACCUUACCUCCCCACCGUUGUCCACCCCUCCCUCUGCUCACACUCCCCCUCCUGCCCACCAGCACACGCUGCAGGUCAGUGUCCUUGCAUCCCCCUCUCCAAUUAUGCUUAUCCUGUCUUGUUAAAAUGUCAUAUCUAAC
This is a messenger RNA of Procambarus clarkii (red swamp crayfish), 17478 nucleotides long. RefSeq lists its product as uncharacterized. The record is from RefSeq and is a predicted model, not a curated record. NCBI's taxonomy places the organism in Eukaryota, Metazoa, Arthropoda, Malacostraca, Decapoda, Cambaridae. Gene Ontology annotation, molecular function: RNA binding.